Cannabis sativa is the source of this 757-nucleotide messenger RNA. RefSeq names its product SKP1-like protein 1A. The record is from RefSeq and is a predicted model, not a curated record. Gene Ontology annotation, biological process: SCF-dependent proteasomal ubiquitin-dependent protein catabolic process. Gene Ontology annotation, molecular function: cullin family protein binding. Gene Ontology annotation, cellular component: cytoplasm; nucleus. NCBI's taxonomy places the organism in Eukaryota, Viridiplantae, Streptophyta, Magnoliopsida, Rosales, Cannabaceae. Bases 150 to 626 code for a protein of 158 amino acids. The transcript is spliced from 2 exons.
AAACUAGGACUAGAUUACUCCUUUCUAAUUUUCUAUAAAUAGACAAAACUAUUCUCAUAUUCUUAUUCUCACAUUCUCUCUCACUUCUUCUUCUUUGGAAAAAAAAAAGUAAACCUUGAUUCUUGAUUAGAUAAUAAGCAUCGUUUAUAAUGGAAACUGAAGGAAGCGCAGUCGUUUUAGUGGAGUCGAAGAAGAUCAUCUUGAUCAGUUCAGAUGGUGAAUCGUUUGAGGUAGAAGAGGCAAUUGCCAUACAAUCCCAAACGAUCAAACAUAUGAUAGAAGAUGGUUGUGCUGAUAAUGGCAUUCCUUUGCCUAACGUCACCAGUAAGAUUCUUACUCUUGUCAUCGAAUACUGUAAGAAGCACGCCGAUUCCUCCAAUUCCACUGAUCUCCAAUCUUGGGAUGCCAAUUUUGUCAAGCUUGACCAAGCCACACUUUUUGAACUUAUUUUGUCUGCUAAUUACCUCAAUAUCGCGAAUUUACUUGACUUAACAUGUCAAACUGUGGCUGAUAUGAUCAAAGGAAAGACUCCGGAAGAAAUUAGGAAGUUAUUUAAUAUCAAGAAUGAUUUCACUCCCGAAGAAGAAGAAGCUAUUCGCAAGGAAAAUCAAUGGGCUUUUGAAUAAAUAUUAUUAUUUAUUAAUUUUAAUUGAUCAUUAUAGUUUGAAAUCAUUUUUUCUAGUGGAAUUCUUUCACAUUAGGUUUAGUUGAUAGGUUAGCAGAAUUAAUUUUUCUUUUCUAAUAUUAGUGAUUUCAA